Corylus avellana is the source of this 990-nucleotide messenger RNA. RefSeq lists its product as uncharacterized. The record is from RefSeq and is a predicted model, not a curated record. Lineage: Eukaryota; Viridiplantae; Streptophyta; Magnoliopsida; Fagales; Betulaceae.
AGAUUCUGGAUCCCAAGCCCACAAGCCCAAUUAUUCGAAUCCACCGUAGGAUUUUCUGAUUCCUCGGAGGUCUGGUUGGAGCUGAAAGACCCGGCUGAAGAGCAGAGCGUCUCGGCUCUCACGCCGACCUAACCGAAGACUCGCUCUCUUGACUCCUUGCCGAUUGAUACUUGUUUGGCUAAUCGCAUAAAAAAGCAUUCAAUCUUUUUUGUUCUGUUCAUCGGAGAUGGAUGAGGGUAUGAAGCGAUUCCAGGAGCGCCUAAUCGAGCUUGAAACUGAAGCUGAGUAUCUUCUAUUAGCCCGGCAGCAGCUGGUUGAAAACGAUAGAGUGAGAAAUGGGACCAGGGAAGCACUUACUGCACUGAGGAAGAGAGCUCGAACAACGAAGACUAGUGUGCCGUCUCCGUUUGAAUCAAUUAUGAAGGAAAUUGGGGGGCCUGAACAUCGGCCCUUGGUGAAGGAUGUAUGUGCCACAUGUGGCAACCAUGACUUCAAUGAGCAUACAUGGAUGAUGUUCCCGGGGACUGAUAUGUUUUCUAGGAUUCCGUUUCAUGCUGCUCACACCAUCUUGGAAACAGAUCAAGCACGACUCGACUUUGAUGCAAAACAACUACAGAGCCAGAUGAAGGAGAAGGCCCUUUUGAUUUCAGAAAAAGGUGCCCUUGCUGACAAGAUCAGCCCAGGUGUACUCAAAUCCCUCUUAAGCCUAUCAGACAAACCACAGUAAGCUUUGAUUGAGGAAGUUGUAUUCUAUCUCAUGGCUGUAACUUCUCCUCAACUUUCAUCUCUUCUCUUUCUAGCUGACGAUUUUAGUAUUCACAUUUUACUGGUGUAAAAUUAUGUAUAGUCUAGUGUUGCUACAUUUCCUCCUAAUAUUUUGUGCUCAUGGGGUUUCCCAUUGCAGCAUUUGAGUCCAUAUGAGGGAGGACUAGUUAUGAUGACAAAGCCAGAAGUUGUUCUAUGUUUGAUCCAUCUUGAUCUUUGUGGUUA